ACAUACCAUACGGUAGAGCAGAAGACUCAUCAUGUCUGUGACUUGGCUGUUCAUGCAAGGGAGCAACAACAAGACUCACGAUGAAGACUCCAUUCGUUCUAGUGUCCUCCCUUCAGUGGAAGACCUCAAAAGUUUAAGAGCUGAAUUCACAAUUAAGGUUGCCCCGUGGGAUGAGUACGUGUCUAUCAAAGCAAAUUUACUUCACUUGUCUUCAAGGAAUGGUUGGUUAGGGGUUACGGAAGAUCUCAUCACUAAAUAUUGUUUUGAUCCAGAGACCAGAGAUAGUAAAGGUCAUACGUGUCUCCAUUAUGCUGCUUUAGGUAACCACGUUGACAUAGUUCGAUACCUCACUACUGUGUGUCACUGCAUACCGAUCGCUGCUAAUGAUAAUGGUACUAACGUCCUUCACUUUGCAGCUACUUAUGGGUCGCUUGAUGUCAUCAAGCACCUUUUCGAUCAUUGUCAUGUUGACCCGAUGGUAACAGAUCUGGUCGGGAAGACUUGUCUUCACUACGCCAUUAAGCAUAUCGACCUUGUGAAGUAUCUCAUUGCUGAACGUGAGAUUAAUCCUAUGAUCACUGACAAGGAUGAGAACACUGUCCUUCAUUGUGCAGCAAUGAAUCAAUCACUUGAUGUUAUGAAAUAUUUGAUCAAUGAUCACAACUGCGAUAUAAUGGCCACCAACAGGUUCGGAAAGACCAUAUUUGAUUUCGCUAUCAAACACAUUGAUGUUAUGAAGUAUCUGAUUACUGAGUGUGGUUGUGAUCCAAUGGCUACAAACACUGUGGGUAGAACAAUCCUUCACCGAGCCUCAAUGCACGUUGAUACUGUAAUGCAUCUCAUUACUGAGUGUGGUUGUGACCCAAUGGCUACAGACGCGAGGAAUAAUACGACACUACAUUAUGCGGCAAAGGAAGGCUCGCCAGAUGUACUUAAAUACCUCAUCAAUGAGUGUAACUGUGACCUAAUGGCUGUCAAUAAGGAUGGUAGAACAGCACUUCACAUGGCUGUUAUUGGAGAUAAUAUCAAUGCUAUUGAGUGCUUACUAUCAACAGGUAAAUAUGAUCCGUUGACUGAUGAGGACAAGCAUGGAAAGACAUCGUUACAACUAGCGAAGGAAAAGCAUCAAAAUAUUCUUCCACUUUUUACAAAGUUUGAUCAAAUAAAAACGUCAAAUACUAUUGACUCUUAUGUUAAUAUUCUUCUACUGGGAAAUUCUGGAGCUGGCAAGAGCACUCUUGAUCGUGUCAUUUCAACGACAGCUGCCCACUCCACGGUACUUGGUUCCUUUAGAAAUACCAAAGGAGUAAAACCAUGUACUGUUGGGAUUGUUCCCACUAAACUACAACACAAAACACUAGGUAAUGUUGUCCUCUACGAUUUUGCUGGCCAUUCGAAUUAUUAUCCUAGUCACAGUGCUGUCACUGAGAAUCUCUUACAAAAUUCUGGAACUGUCAUCCUGAUAGUGGUUAAUAUAACGGACAAAGAUGCAGUCAAGCACCUUUGUCAUUGGCUGACUGUUGUGAAAAGGGAACUACUAAAUUCUCUCGAUAAGUGUCACGUUAUCGUAGUUGCAAGUCAUGCUGAUGAAAUAAACGAUCCUGUUGAACAUAAAAUAAAAGGAGAAGAGCUACUUGAAGUUAUCGGAAAAGAAAUGGGCAAUGCUGGUUCUGUCUUCUUAGAUUGUCGUAAGCUGGGUGGUAGCAGCGUGGAGGCAUUUUUGAAUAAGGUAUCAAGUGCAUGUGAGUUUGUUCGUAGUAAAAUGGAUCGAAAGACAAGCCUUCAUUGUCAUGUGAUGUACAGUUUGCUUAUUAAUGGACGGACAAAGAAUGUACUCACCCUCAAUGAUGUGAUGUUUGUUGCUAAAAACAGCAGCAACUACUUUCUGCCAGAGAAAAGAGAAGAGUUCCUUUCUGUCCUUCGUUCACUUGACUCGGCUGGUUUAAUCAGCCUCGUUGAAAGUAAUGAUAAGGUGUGGGUUGUUGAUAGAGGUGUGCUUCUGGCUGAUGUUAAUGGCACUCUCUUUGCUCCAAAUACAUUCAAAGAACACAUCGAUAUUUCCAGUGAUACUGGUAUCAUCAGUGUCUCCUGCCUGAGUGAAGCCUUCCCUAACUAUGAUCCUGAAAUGUUGAUCUGUUUCCUGGAGAAAAUAGAACUUUGUCACAUACUAAACUCAUCUUGUUUACAUAAGACAAACCUUCAGCCAUUAAAUGUGAGAAGGAACGAAGAGGGAGAAGAAAGAUUUUUGUUUUUACCGAGUCUUUUACAUAGCAAGAGACCUACUGAGAUGAAUAGUCAAGUGUACCAGUUUGGUUGGUGUCUUCAGUGUACUAAGAGAAACGAUACCUUUCCUCUUCGAUACUUCCACAUCCUCUCAUUGCAUAUUGCCCAUAAGCUGUCUCUUUCAAGCUCUGAUGAUGAUGAUGAUGAUGGUCCUGAUCAGAAAGCUACUUUCUGGGACACCGGUCUUCAUUGGUUUAACGGUAAUGGCGUAGGAGUACUGAUAGAAAUUGUGGAUAAGAGCCGGUGUGUACUAGUACUGAUGUCAUGUGAAGAUGGCUGCAAUGACAAUAUGGUGCAUCUAAGAAGAGACGUAAUAGGAGACAUUACAAGAUUAUGCAGAGAGCGUUGCCCCAGUUUAGAGGUAGGAGAGUUCCUUAUUGAUCCUGAGAAUUUAACAUAUCCUAUGACCUGCCCGAGACAAAGGAUAACUUACAGCAUACAGUCUGUGCUAUCUUCAGUUGCUGAAGGUAGAUCUUUUCUUUUGAGUGCUAAAAGACGUCCUAAAUUAAAACGACUCCUGACUGAUGAGCUAGCAGAUAUUGACAACAUAUCGAUUCUAGGAGGACGAAGUUUUAAAGAGGUGUCUUUUGACUCAACUGCAAGUGGUUCGGUUGAUCAUGCUGAUGAAUUGCCUGACAUAGGACCAAGAACACCUCAUGUACUUGGUAUUAAAGAUCUUGGUGAUGUCAAUACAGAGUUGAUACUGAUCCAGGACUUGUCUUGCUCGAAAUGGUACGAGUUUGGUCUUGAGUUGGGCCUACAUGAGUCCAGACUAAGAGAAAUAGAAGAAAAAUAUGGCGGAGAAUUAGAGAACUGCUUUAACGAGUGUAUGUCUGCCUGGUUGAAUGAAGAAGAUAAUGUGAAUGAGAAGGAAGGAGGUGGUCCGUGUUGGCUGGCUUUAGUUUCGGGUCUGAAUAGAAUAGGAGAGCAUUUUAUUGCAACUAACAUCCAAAGGAAACACUGUAGGCAUUAUGCUGACCCUUGGCUCUGAACUCUAUGCACA
Molecule: messenger RNA, 3286 nt
Organism: Amphimedon queenslandica
Lineage: Eukaryota; Metazoa; Porifera; Demospongiae; Haplosclerida; Niphatidae
Product: death-associated protein kinase 1-like
Exons: 3
Coding region: 32-3274 (1080 amino acids)
Biological process (GO): signal transduction; positive regulation of transcription by RNA polymerase II
Cellular component (GO): nucleus
Molecular function (GO): protein binding; transcription cis-regulatory region binding
Source: RefSeq, a predicted model, not a curated record